UGGGUAACCAUUGCCCAGCUCUAAUGCAAACGUUGUUCUUUGGAUUCUGUAAUCAAAAUCAAAAUAUUGUCAUAUUGUUUGAGUUUUCUACAUGUUUUCUAAAAAAGUGACAACUUGUUGCACUUUUUGAUUUUAGUGCUUUCAGAAAAGUUUUUCUUUUAGAAUUCUGGUGGUUUUUAGUAUAUCGUAUAUUAAGUCAACUAUUUUUGAUUCAUAAGCAAUACAUAUUUUGAUUUACUUCUUUGGUCGGGGAAAAAAGGUAAAUAGUUUAAAUCAUUCGUAAAUUUUUUAGCCAUUUUGAUGAACAUGGACAAAUUAAAACGAUUUUUAAGUGGAAACGACACUCCAGAUGAAGAAAGUGGUAUAAUGUCUCAGUUAAAUGAUGCUUCAACUUUAAGUUGGUCAACUCGUAUUAAAGGUUUUAUAGCCUGUUUUAUAAUAGGAGUACUUUUGUCGUUAUUGGGUUCCUUUGCCUUAUUUCUCUCCCAGGGGAUCAAAACUUUUGCAGUAUUUUAUACAUUAGGAAAUGUAAUUUCAUUACUAAGUACCUGUUUUCUUAUGGGACCAGUAAAUCAAUUACAAAAAAUGUUUCACUCCACCAGAGCUAUUGCAACCUGUUUGGUAAUAGCAAGUAUAGUAAUGACUUUAGUUGCAGCAUUAGAGUGGCAUAAAGCAGGUUUGGCUCUUUUGUUCAUAAUAAUUCAGUCCUUAUCAAUGACUUGGUACUCUUUGUCAUACAUACCAUAUGCUCGAGAUGCUGUAAAAAAAACUGUAAUGACUUGUAUUGCCUGAAGAACAAAAAAAAAAGAACCAAGCGUUCCUAUAUUUGGCGGCAUUUAAUUUAUUUUGUAAAAAUUGUAUAAUGUAAUAGAAUAAUUAUAAUGGUUUUGUUAUAAGCACACUGUUUCUUUUAUAUAAAUAGUUAAGUACUUAUAGGGAUAUUUAUAUUGUCAACAAAGUCUUGAAAGUAUUUUUAUAUAAAUCUUACAUACUGUGUACAAUUUUAGAGACUUUAGUUUUUGAUAUAAUUAUAAGAACAUUUAAAACUUAUAGCAGAGUUUAUACUAUAUGAUAUAUACUUAAUGUUUUUAUAAAAACUACAAAUUUUUGGUUUUAAAGUUUUAUUACUUUUUAACAAUUUUAUAAACUCAAUAUAUAAAAUAAACUGUAUUUCAGAU
Sitophilus oryzae (rice weevil) is the source of this 1178-nucleotide messenger RNA. Its product is annotated as vesicle transport protein SFT2A. Gene Ontology annotation, biological process: vesicle-mediated transport. The transcript has 4 exons. The record is from RefSeq and is a predicted model, not a curated record. Bases 301 to 792 code for a protein of 163 amino acids. Lineage: Eukaryota; Metazoa; Arthropoda; Insecta; Coleoptera; Curculionidae. Gene Ontology annotation, cellular component: membrane.